Messenger RNA from Sitophilus oryzae (rice weevil), 1596 nucleotides. Its product is annotated as glutamate receptor 3-like. Gene Ontology annotation, molecular function: ligand-gated monoatomic ion channel activity. The transcript has 10 exons. The record is from RefSeq and is a predicted model, not a curated record. Bases 1 to 1596 code for a protein of 531 amino acids. Lineage: Eukaryota; Metazoa; Arthropoda; Insecta; Coleoptera; Curculionidae. Gene Ontology annotation, cellular component: membrane.
AUGUUCUAUUACAGUACAGCUAUUACAGUUACCGAGAUACCAAUGCUCACUAAAAAAACAGUGGAAAAUAUUUCACAGAUCUUUGAGACAAAAGAAAUUUUUUAUGUCCCAAACUUAAUCAUUAUUAAUCAACUAACUAGUUUAUAUAACCAACAUAAAGAAAAAGGAAUAUCAGUAAAGCAGAAAAAUACAAACUUCAAAAUAAAGACACAUAAAUAUACAGGUUGCUGUAAUAAUAAUGAAAUAGUAUUCCUUGAUCAAUGGUUUUCAAAGAACUCUUCUUUUCUUUAUGGUGUGAAUUUAUUUCCAAAUAAAUUAACUGACCAGAAAGGCAGAAGUGUUAGAGCUGCUGUUUUUACAUACGAACCCUACACAAUUGUUGAUUCAAAUAACAGCUACAGAUAUAUGGGCUCAGAAAUGGUAACUUUACUUGUUUUUUCUCAAUAUCUGAAUAUGACAUUAAUACCUGUAAUCAAUGAAAACGAUUACUGGGGAGAAAUUUGGGAUAACUGGACUGGAAAUGGUUUAUUAGGUAAUCUUGUCGAAGAUAAAGCUGAUAUUGGUGCAGCUGCUUUAUAUACAUGGGAAAGUGCCUACAAAUUUCUUGAUCUGUCAAAACCGACUGUAAGAACGGGUAUAACAUGUAUAGUACCAGCACCUAAAUUAGCGGCGGGAUGGUUGAUGCCCUUAUAUGCUUACACGCCUGAAACAUGGCUAGUUGUAACUGCUACUGUAAUAGUAUGCAUUGCAUCUACAUUCGUGUUUGGACUUUUGUAUCUCUCCGAAGAUAAUAAACAUAGAAGAAAAAACAGAAGUUUAACUAGAAUUAAACUAUUUGAAAACGUGACAACGUGUGUUGCUAAGCCAUUUUUAAUGCAAAAUGUGACAGAAAAAGAAAUAAAGAAAGGAAAAUCAAGCAGAUACUUUAUGGGGUUAGUUUUCAUGACUGCUCUAGUUUUAAGUACUACAUAUGACAGUGGAUUUGCAACAAUAAUGACUGUACCAAGGUAUGAAAACCCUAUAAAUACAGUUGACGAGUUUGUUGCCAGUGGAUUAUCAUGGGGUGCAACACAAGAUGCUUGGAUUUUCUCCAUACAGGACGCUAAAGAAAAAAAAUAUAAAACAAUCGUUGAAAGAUUUAUAGCAACAUCAGAACAUGAAUUAAGAAAAUUGUCUCUGACUGAUAAUUUUGCUUUUUCAUUAGAACGACUACCGCAUGACAUUUUUGCUAUAGGCUCUUAUAUAAAAGAGGACGUUAUACAAAACUAUCAUUUAAUGAGCGAAGAUUUUUAUUGGGAAGAUUGUGUGGUAAUGUUACGCAAAAAUUCUGUGCUCUUGCCAUACCUUGAUGCCUUUGUAUUAAGGGUUUUUGAAGCUGGGCUUAUAUCCUACUGGCAAAAUGAAGCAGCAACCCUUUAUUUGGACCAGACAGUUCAGAAAGCAGUGAAAUAUUACUUACAUCAUCAAAAUAGACAGAAUAUUGUCAAACUAAAAAUGAUACACGUAGAAGGCGCAUUUGGUAUCUUAUGCUUCGGAUAUCUCUUUGCUUCAGUUAUAUUUGUGUUGGAAAUUAUCUACUACAAUUUUAGUAGAUAA